This is a messenger RNA of Hibiscus syriacus, 1047 nucleotides long. Its product is annotated as zinc finger CCCH domain-containing protein 2-like. Bases 16 to 936 code for a protein of 306 amino acids. Gene Ontology annotation, molecular function: metal ion binding. The record is from RefSeq and is a predicted model, not a curated record. The transcript has a single exon. NCBI's taxonomy places the organism in Eukaryota, Viridiplantae, Streptophyta, Magnoliopsida, Malvales, Malvaceae.
AACACUUUAUUCUCCAUGAGCACUGCUUGUGACCCUUCACACCAUCAUCUCUCCUUGAAUAUGCCCUUCAACGACAUUGAAAUCCCUCCAAGGAAACUCCAACAAUGUUCCCACGCCGCCCUGAACCUCCCUUCCAACAACAAACUUCAUCAACAAGACGACCGCGUUGGCGCCGAUGAUCCCUACGGCAGUGACCAUUUCCGCAUGUACGAGUUCAAGGUGAGGAACUGCACUAGGAGCCGCAAUCACGAUUGGACCGACUGCCCCUUUGUUCAUCCCGGCGAGAAGGCCCGCCGCCGCGACCCGAGACGGUACCGGUACUCCUCCACCAUCUGCUCCGACUUUCGGAGCGGCGGCGGAUGCCCUCGCGGGGACGACUGCGAGUUCGCUCACGGGGUGUUCGAAUGCUGGCUCCACCCUACACGUUACAGAACCGAGGCUUGCAAAGAUGGCAAGAACUGCAAGCGUAAGGUUUGCUUUUUCGCUCACUCUUCACGUGAGCUUCGUCUCUUGCCGGAGCCGCCAUUGCCCAAGUACAAAAGUUCAGACAACAAAAACAACCAUUGUUGCUUGUUUUGUCACCCUGUUACCUCGUCCCCCACGAGUACUUUAAUGGGUCUACCUCAGUUUUCGAGAUCGCCGUUACUGUCGCCGUUAAACCAGACAACUAGUUUUUCACGAGUCUCAAGGUACAGUGAUCGUUUAAGUAAGCUUCGGACAGAAAUGACGAGCAGUUACGGUGAUGUUUUUUUCAACGAGCUGAUGAGUUCGUUGGAAACCAUGAACCUUACUUCGCCAGUGGCUGCUGCUGGGAAUGAAGACAUUAAUAGUCCCUGGCCUGAUGUUCCGUCCAGCGGGGAAGAUGCUCAGCAGCAAAACGCCGUCGUUUGUGAUCCUGAUCCUGAUAUUGGGUGGGUUAAUGAGCUGCUUAUGUAGAGAAUUGGAGAAUGAUCAACCAUUAUAUAUUAUGAUGAUGAUGAAGACUUGACAUACAUUCAUGUAUGAGAUGUUCAAAGUGUUAUAUAUUUAUGUGUGAUUUGGGUUGAA